Molecule: messenger RNA, 687 nt
Organism: Ananas comosus (pineapple)
Lineage: Eukaryota; Viridiplantae; Streptophyta; Magnoliopsida; Poales; Bromeliaceae
Exons: 2
Coding region: 1-687 (228 amino acids)
Source: RefSeq, a predicted model, not a curated record
AUGGCGCCGCGUCAACCUGAGAUGACGCGAUCGGCUCCAAGCGGAUGGGUUUUCGCCGCUCAAGCCGAGGAGCCUGUCGAAGUCGAGGAGCGCCACGUUGUGGCAGAGGGCCCCGAGCGUGCAUUCGUUAUUCGCAAGGAAUGUUCGGCGUGUCCAGUUCAAGUGGGCAACUGGAUAAUGCCAAUUCGUAUGUUGAUGCUCAAGAGGUUGAAAGACUUCGACGUUAUACUGGGCAUGGACUGGCUUUUGAAAUAUUAUGUGUCUAUCGACUGCAGGAAUAAAGUGGUAACGUUUUGGGAGCCAGGACAGGAGGAGUUCGCAUAUCAAGCGUGCAAGAGCUCAUGCUUCGCCGCGACGGUAUCUGCGAUGAGAGCAAGGAAAUUGGUUAACAGCGAUUGCGUGGCUUACUUGGCGACCGUUGUGGAAAUGGACCGAGUAGUUCCGGCACUCGAGGAGUUGUCGGUAGUUCGGGAGUUCUCGGACGUGUUUCCUACGGAGUUACCGAGGAUGCCGCCAAAUCAGAAGAUCGAGUUUGUGAUAGACUUGAUCCCCGGAACGAUGCCGAUCUCAAAGGCCCCGUAUCGUAUGGCACCGGCUGAACUAAAGGAGUUGAGGGCUCAACUGCAAGUUCUCCUCGAUAAAGAGUUCAUCAGGCCGAGUGUGUCACCGUGGGGAGCCCUGGUGUGA